UUGUCACGCAACCUGGAAGCUAUAAGUGUUGGGAUUUAGAGUGGCAAAUAUCAGUGGGUUUGCAGGUCCUGCACGGGAAUGUUCCAAGCAAUGGACUUAUGAGAAACUUUUUGUUUCUUACUGAGGAUUUCCUGAUAACGAGUCAAAAUGGUUAA
Molecule: messenger RNA, 155 nt
Organism: Acaulospora morrowiae
Lineage: Eukaryota; Fungi; Glomeromycota; Glomeromycetes; Diversisporales; Acaulosporaceae
Source: the annotation of a GenBank genome assembly